AGCGAGUAUAUAUGCUCAGCGCAGCAAUGGCGAAAGCUAAGUAAUUUAGGAAGAUGUGGUUUUUUAGAAGAAAGGGUCCAUCUGGGUUCUCUGCUUCGUCCACGGCUGAAGAAGUUACUGCAGGGAUCGAUGGAACUGGCCUCACCGCCAUUGUUACAGGUGCUUCAAGUGGAAUUGGGACGGAUACAACCCGUGUGCUUGCCUUACGAGGUGUGCAUGUUGUGAUGGCUGUUAGGAAUGUAGACGGUGGUGCGAAAGUAAAGGAAGAUAUACUGAAACAGAUACCAAAAGCUAAAAUUGAUGUUAUGGAAUUGGAUCUAAGUUCAAUGGCGUCUGUAAGGAAAUUUGCUUCAGAAUUCAAAUCAUCUGCUCUUCCUUUAAACCUUCUGAUCAAUAAUGCAGGUGUAAUGGCUCCUCCAUUCACGCUCUCCAAAGACAAUAUUGAACUACAAUUUGCCACCAAUCAUUUAGGUCAUUUCCUAUUGACAAAUGAGGUGUUGGAGGUCAUGAAGAAGACAGUUCGUGAAAGCCAAAGAGAAGGAAGGAUUGUUAAUGUCUCCUCUGAAGGUCAUAUGUUAAUGUACAAGGAUGGAUUCCAUUUCGAUAAUCUAAAUGACAAAGCAAGUUACAAGACUAUGUAUGCAUAUGGACAAUCUAAGCUUGCCAACAUCUUACAUACAAAUGAACUUGCAAGACGCAUGAAGGAAGAAGGGGUGGAUAUAACGGCUAAUUCACUUCAUCCCGGGAUAAUAACCACCAACCUUUUCCGCCACCAUAACAUUGUGGAGGGUUUGAUUAGUGUAUUUGGUAGAGUGGGGAUGAAGAACAUUCCUCAGGGGGCGGCGACGACUUGUUAUGUUGCGAUGCAUCCUGAUGUGAAGGGAGUAAGUGGGAAGUACUUCGCGGACAGCAAUGUAGCUGAGACAACAGGCAAGCUGGCUAAAGAUGCAGACUUGGCUAAGAAACUCUGGGAGUUCAGCUUGAACUUGACUGAACCCAGGUCAGGUUAAGUGUAGUCGGUUAAAUAGUAUCGUGAAACUUUAUACUAUAUCGCUUGUUUUCGGAAAUAAUGUAACUGCCUGUGUGAUUUUAUUUGGAACAAAUCAUGGAUAUUUACAUUUUUAUUGUUGAAGAAUAAUUUUAUGGUAAUUGUUAUUAAAACUU
Impatiens glandulifera is the source of this 1164-nucleotide messenger RNA. Its product is annotated as short-chain dehydrogenase TIC 32, chloroplastic-like. The record is from RefSeq and is a predicted model, not a curated record. The transcript has 7 exons. Bases 54 to 1010 code for a protein of 318 amino acids. NCBI's taxonomy places the organism in Eukaryota, Viridiplantae, Streptophyta, Magnoliopsida, Ericales, Balsaminaceae.